CCCGUGACGUAGCUGUGCUCGGUGUGGACCGGGCUGCGCCUCUCUCCGGUCCCGUCUCUGCUCAGAGCUGCGGUGAGACUCUGUCGGGGUGAGGUAGCUCGCGUCCUCCCCCUUUUCUCCAUCGCGUCUUGUUUUACUCUACGCGGUUUGUCCUCCUCUUGUCCCGGACAUCAGUGAAGUGUCCCCACUUCGGAGGGAAGCCGGUCGCUGAAGAAGAAGAAGAAGAAGAGGAAGGGGUGAGGAGGAGAGGAGGAAAGAGCUCGCUGUGGUCCCUCUCUGCUCCGGAGAAGAUGCUGAGGGUGGUCGGGCUGUUGCUGGCUGGAGUGUCUCUGGGGUUGAGCUCCGCUCACACCAAAGUGAAUAAACACAAGCCGUGGAUAGAGACAUCAUACCAUGGGGUGAUAACUGAAAAUACCAACAUUGUCCUGCUGGAUCCUCCUCUGGUCGCCCUGGAUAAAGAUGCCCCCAUCCCCUACGCAGGGGAGAUCUGUGCGUUCAACAUCCACGGGCUGGAGGCUCCGUUUGAGGCGGUGGUGCUGAACGGGACGUCUGGCGAGGGUCAGCUGAGGGCACGCGGCCUGGUGGACUGCGAGCUACAGAAGGAAUACACCUUCAUCAUCCAAGCUCACGACUGUGGUUCAGGCCCCGGGGGUGCGGAGGGCAAGAAGUCCCACAAAGCGGUGGUGCACAUUCAGGUCAAUGAUGUGAAUGAGUUUGCCCCUGUGUUUCGGGAGUCCCAGUACAGAGCUGCUGUUACAGAAGGAAAGAUCUACGACAGCAUUCUGCAAGUAGAGGCCACCGAUCAGGACUGUUCCCCUCAGUACAGCCAAAUCUGCAACUACCAGAUCACCACCACUAACACUCCUUUUGCUAUUGAUCGAAAUGGCAACAUCCGAAACACGGAGAAGCUGAGCUACGACCGCCAGCAGGAGUACGAGAUCCAGGUGACGACCUGGGACUGUGGACAGAAGAGAGCCUUGCACAGCGUCCCAGUGCACAUCAACGUCAAACCCGUCUGCAAACCUGGCUGGCAAGGAUGGAGUAAACGAGUGGACUAUGAGCCAGGAACAGGCAGUAAGCAGCUGUUUCCCACGAUGCAGCUGGAGACCUGUGGUGAGCCUCUGUCCUUAGUGAGGACCACUGUGGAGCUGCAGACCAGCCACAUCGGGAAGGGCUGUGAUCGAGAGACUUACUCAGAGAAAUCUCUACAGAAACUUUGUGGCGCCUCAUCUGGCAGCACCGACCUUCUCCCCGCCCCCAGCACGGCCACCAAUUGGACUGCUUCCCUGGUGACUGACAGUGGAAGGGACACUGACUUGAUCUUCAGGUUUGAUGGUCAUCAGGCUGCUAAAAUCCCAGACUGGGUGGUACCCCAGAACCUGACAGACCAUUUCACCAUAGCAACGUGGAUGAAGCAUGGGCCCAGCCCCGGGCUCAGAGCUGAGAAGGAGACACUGCUCUGUAACUCGGACAAAACUGAGAUGAAUCGGCAUCAUUACUCGCUGUAUGUCCAUAAUUGUCGGCUGGUGUUCCUGCUGAGGAGAGACUUCACCCAGGUGGACACCUUCAGACCUGCAGAGUUCCACUGGAAACUGGAGCAGAUUUGUGACAAGGAAUGGCACUACUAUGUCAUCAAUGUGGAGUUCCCGGUGGUGACUCUCUACGUGGAUGGAGUCACCUACGAUCCCUACCUGGUGACGGAUGACUGGCCCAUCCACCCAUCACAGAUUGACAUGCAACUCACAGUCGGUGCCUGCUGGCAAGGUGGGGAAGUCACCAAACCGCGGUUCACGCAGUACUUUCGGGGAAGCUUAUCUGGACUGACCAUCCGACCAGGAAAGAUUGAAAGUCAGAAAGUCAUUUCCUGUCUGCAGGCCUGCAAAGAGGGACUGGACAUAAACUCCUUUGAGAGCCUAGAUAAGCGUGUAAAGUUCCACUUUAACCCAGCGCAGUCCAUCCUGGUGAUGGAGGGUGAGGACCUGGAAAACAUGAACACUGCUGUGAGGAAAGUUUCUUACAUAAACUCGCGUCAGUUUCCCACUCCGGGCAUCCGGCGCCUGCAGAUCUCCACCGCCGUCCAGUGUUUUGGUGAAGACACGUGUAUCACCAUCCCCACCGUUGAUGCUGUGGUGAUGGUGCUGCACCCCAGUGAGCCCAGAAUCACCAUCACUGGACUGGAGAGACUCACUCAGCCGGCGGCUGACUUCAGAGCACCAGGGGGCAUUUCUCUCUUCCAGGACCUCCAUAUUGUCAGCACAGUCACCAGGGCAGAUGGCGCCACACGACAAGUGGCAUAUCAAGCUGGACUGCUGGAGGAAAUUGUCCAUAACUUGGACUACUGUGAUGUCCUGGUGUUGGGGGAGGAGCUUAACCCGGAGCAAGAAUCCCUCCAAUUGGAACCAACUUUUCUGCUGGGAAAACACCUGGACGCCACCAACUCCACAUCUGGCAUGUCCAUAUAUGGUGUAGACUCCAUGUCAAACUAUGAGCAGGUGAUUCGACAGGUCCGCUACUACAACAGGCAGCCUGGACAGCUGACGGAGAGAAUGUUUCGCUUGACCUGCUCAGAGCUUAACGGACGCUACACCAGCAACGAGUUCAACCUUGAGGUGAAUGUCUGGCACAGUUCAGAUACAGAGGAGCACAUCAGUCACAUGGUGGCUCCGCCUCCGUACAUGCAAGUGGCCCACCAUCCAUCCAUGUCCAGCGACCUGCACCCCAGCCAUGUUUCAG
Nothobranchius furzeri (turquoise killifish) is the source of this 2733-nucleotide messenger RNA. NCBI's taxonomy places the organism in Eukaryota, Metazoa, Chordata, Actinopteri, Cyprinodontiformes, Nothobranchiidae. The record is from RefSeq and is a predicted model, not a curated record.